AUGAAGGAGAAUAAAGCAAACCUGCAGCAACUGGGCACAGAUUUGCUGAGAAGGAAGGCCACUUGUGACAUGCUAAGAACUCCUCCUACUCCACGUGGCCCCGCCACCGCCUCUACCCACUCCGAUGCUCCUCCGCCCCUUCAAAUCCCCUCUCCCCCGACCGAUCCCCCUCCUCUCCCCUCCCCACUCCCCUUCUCUCUCCCCUCUCUCUCCCUCUCGCUCCGCCAUGGCUCCCUCGACCCUUCCUCCCCCUCCCUCUCCCUCCGCCUCUUCCCCUCCCGCACCAAGGGCGCCUCCUUGGUCCUCCCUUCCCUCCCCCUCAAGGUCGCCAUUGAAGCCCUCCGCAUGGUCCUCGCCUCCGUCUUCGAGCCCCGCCUCGCCACCUACGCCUACGGAGGCCGCGGCCCCGCCAUCGGCCGCCACACCGCCGCGCGCUACCUCAAAUCCGCCGUGGAGAGCCCCUCCUGGUGGUUCCGCGUCGCCCUCCGCCGCGAGCCCUUUGGCCCUCGCCAUGUGCGCCGCCUCUGCGCUGCCAUUGCCGAGAAGGUCGACGACCCCGACCUCCUAGCCCUAAUUGAGCGCCUCUUCACCUCGGAGGCGCUCGCGAUCGAGCUCGGCGGGGCCCAGUUGGCGCGGGGGUUCCCCCAGGAGAGCGGCCUCGCCCCGAUCCUCCUCAACAUCUACUUCGACGCCGUAGAUCGCGAGAUUCAGAAGAUUCGAGAGGAGGUGCACAAGAGAAACCCUAGGCUUCGAUCCCUGCCGAAUGAGGAAGAUUCUAGGGUUUUCCACCGACCCAUUAGGGUUUAUGCCGUUAGGUACUUGGAUGAGAUACUGGUCGUCACCUCGGGAUCGAAACUUUUCACCAUGAACAUCAAAGAUAGAAUUUUGAAGCUUCUAGAAGGGGAAUUGGAGCUUAUAAUCGACAAAUUGGGGACGUCGAUCCACAGCGCGGUUUCGGAGAAGAUGGAGUUCAUGGGGAUGGAGCUUCAAGCAGUUCCUCCUUCGGUUCUAAACCCUCCCUUAUCCGAAAAAGCCAUUAGGGCUAGGAAGAAGUACUUAAAGAGGAAGGCGGCGAAGGCGCAAGAGUUAAAAAAUGCCCGCGAGACCAGGAGGAAGAAACUGGGGUUGAAGAUACUAAACCACUUGUUCAAGAAGCUCAAGCGCGGGCAUGCCGUUGAAUGUGGUUUCCGAAUCGAAAGUGAGGUUAGAGAUAUUUUUAGGGGUUGGGCCGAGGAUGCGGUGAAAGAAUACUUUUCGUCGAAGGAGCAUUGCUUUUAUUGGCACCGAAUGCUCACCAGAGGUGAUUUUUUGUCUUUGAAUAGAAUAAGGGAUCAGUUGCCACCGGAGCUGGUUGAAUCCUACGACCAGUUUCAAGAAAAGGUCAAUAAGUAUUUGAUGCCUGCAUGGGCUAGUAGAGCUUUCGAGGAAGAAGAAGAGAGACGAGCUGAGGAGGAAGAAGAGAGGAGAUAUGCUAAGAGGACCGUCGAUGACUUGACGGAGUUAAAGAUGAGGGUGAAUGCACCUAUUGAGCUUGUGAGAAGGGCGGUUAAAUUGGCCAAGUUCACUAAUUCGAUGGGUCGGCCUCGUCCCAUCAAGCUACUACUGUGUUUGGAUGAUUCCGAUAUCAUCAAAUGGUAUGCGGGAGUGGGGAGGAGGUGGUUGGAUUUCUUCUGCUGUUGCAAAAACUUCAAAAUGGUUAAGACCGUCGUUAAUUACCACUUGAGGUUCUCUUGCUUCUUAACGUUGGCGGAGAAGCACGAGUCGACCAAAAGACAAGCAAUUAGCCAUUAUACGAAGGAUUUAAAAGUAAUUAACGAUAAUGGAGAGGCAGAAGUGCACUUCCCGACCGAGAAGGAGAUCAAAAUGAUGGGCGAUAAGAAUCUUGCGGAUCCAAAACCUGUUGAUGGCGCUUUGUCCAUGAUUUUGGUCAGGCUCGCAGUCGACGAGCCUAAGUGCACGUGCUUGGCACAUUUCUGUACCAGAAGAGAUACCGUGCUCUAUCGAGUGCGGCUACUUCAGAACAGAUUGAAUGUGGACCCCAUGAACGAGAAGAAGUGGGUGCCGGGGAUGGGUGCGAUUCACGAGAGUCUGAAUAAGAAGUGCUUUCCGUUGUGCUCGAUGCAUGCGAGCGAUUUGCUCCUCGGCAGAAUGUCUCUUCAAGAUAUCGACUGUACUUCAUUCGUGAAUGUGGAGGAGAAUUCGCUUGUUCCAAUCCUCUCAUAGCGAUCGGAAGUUCAUAUUCGCCAUUUAUGUUUGAUGCGCAGUUAUUUAUUCAUCAAAUCCCUCUUUGAUAAUACAAUUCUUCAUUAUUUCUCUUUCUGAGGGAAACUGCUGAAGGGUUUUCAGAUUGUAACAUCAUAUAUACUGGUGAGAGAACUAAAUCUAGGACUUGGUGUGGACUAAAAUCAGGCGCUCUGGAUGACGUGGCAACAGGUGACGGACACGCGUCAUCUCCGCAUUGGUGGAGCGCAUUCUCUCCGCGUCUAUAAAACGCUCCCUUCCCACGGGAGAGAACCCUAAAAAGCGAUGAGUUCCUCCCUCAGCCUCUCUCCGCCGCUUCCUUCGUAGGGUUUGAUUCAGAGUCCCAAGUUUCUCGGUGGUGAUUAUGUUGUUAGAAGAAGUGAUUAGAAGUAAUUGUCAAUUUGAGGUUGCAUUUUUAAAGUGCGCGCAUUAAUCAAUCACAAAAAAAAAAAAUUGCAUGGAAAACUCAGAUUUUAAAUCUUCAAUGCAACAUAAAGAAUUAUAACAUGCAAGGCUAUAAUAAAGGUUUUUUUUUACGCUAACUCCAGGUUAGGAGUGUAA
Ananas comosus (pineapple) is the source of this 2802-nucleotide messenger RNA. RefSeq lists its product as uncharacterized. The coding region runs from base 1 to 2223 and encodes 740 amino acids. The transcript has 5 exons. The record is from RefSeq and is a predicted model, not a curated record. NCBI's taxonomy places the organism in Eukaryota, Viridiplantae, Streptophyta, Magnoliopsida, Poales, Bromeliaceae. Gene Ontology annotation, biological process: mRNA processing.